AUGGUCUCCCGUGGUCUUCAUAGGGGCAAUAGGGGUCACUUAAAAAGUAGGGUUUGAUGGUGAAAACGGGCAUUAUGUAAUAAUAUGUAGUACACUGAGUGUAGGUUCCUAGGUUCCAGCGGGAGCUUGUUUUUGUUUCAUCGAAAUUCAGUGAGAAUUUUUUUUUUUUUUUCAGAUUAGGAAAAAAAACUUAAAUCGCAAAAAUUAUCAAAAAAAUUAGUAUAGUUCGGCAGAAAUAAAGAAGGGGCUAUGGAAAAACUACCUAAGUGCCGAUUUGCACGUGUCCCACGACACGAGUACCCGUGUAUCAUCAGCCUUAUCUUCACGAGACAAAAAAUGUUAACAAUCUUUCAAGCAUAAAACCUUUCUUCUUCGACGAGAUCAACAUGAAAUAUGUCAUCCAGCCAUUUUUGUUUUUUUGUCAUUUUGUGCAACUUAUUUUCUAAGACUGUUUUUGUAAUUUAUUUAUUGAUGCGACGAUAUACCACAUAUAAAUGAACGAUAGACAGAAUCAUUUUUAUCUCAUCUCGCCGAAUGAAGUGACACAAUAAACCAAGAUGUGUCGAACGGUACACGCGGUCCUGCAAACCGCAAUAUGCGGGAUACAGAUGCUGGUGAGGGUCUUUAUGACCGUAAUUCUGAUGAUCGAGAACGUAAUCAGAAUGCUUCUGCAGACGCUGUACAACUUCAUAUCGUUCGUGUUACAAAUGGUGUCGCUGAUUCCGAUAUGUAUCGUGUUCCUUCUGACUGCGAGGCUGAAGUGUUUCAUGUGCGGCGGCGGCGGACCCUGCCCUGUGAACCGCGGGGGAACUUGUGACUGUCUCAUGUCUGCCCUCGCUUUUGUCAUCUUAUUCUUCAUCUUCCGAGCUACUGGAGUCCUCGAUAAGAUAUUCUACAGUCUGGGCUACGCGAAAGCCCGGCCACCAGCCGCUGCCAGAUUCGUCCCCACCCCUGGAGACAUAACAGAAUGCUCCAGAAAUGACACUGAAUCUCUUGACACCGAUUACGACCUGACGUCCACCACUACUAUGACUACACCUUUUGAUGAUAUGUCUAAGCUCGCCGACGACACAACAAGGACGGUGAUAGUUCAGCAACAGGAGACCCAAACAGACCUCGUAACGACCAGCUCCAAGCCUCAAUUGUGGCAACCAUAUAACAGGCGUCAUGAUGAUAAGAAAAAGAAAAUUAAUGCACGCAAUCGCAAAUUGACUACUAAUGUGGCGUAUUAUUUGAUAUGA
Messenger RNA from Ostrinia furnacalis (Asian corn borer), 1241 nucleotides. RefSeq lists its product as uncharacterized. Bases 558 to 1241 code for a protein of 227 amino acids. Lineage: Eukaryota; Metazoa; Arthropoda; Insecta; Lepidoptera; Crambidae. The transcript has 2 exons. The record is from RefSeq and is a predicted model, not a curated record.